Messenger RNA from Epinephelus fuscoguttatus (brown-marbled grouper), 3124 nucleotides. RefSeq names its product autophagy related 4D, cysteine peptidase a (gene atg4da). The coding region runs from base 425 to 1924 and encodes 499 amino acids. The transcript is spliced from 11 exons. NCBI's taxonomy places the organism in Eukaryota, Metazoa, Chordata, Actinopteri, Perciformes, Serranidae. Gene Ontology annotation, molecular function: protein-phosphatidylethanolamide deconjugating activity. The record is from RefSeq and is a predicted model, not a curated record.
GUGAAUGUCCUCUGCUGUCAAAGGGAGACGCUAAAGCCGUGGCUGGUCAGGGGAGCAAACCCCGCUAUGUGUUGGAUUGUCUUCACCGGAGAGUCUACAGAUUAGCUUGUUUAUUGAAUGGAGGAACCCGUACCAUACUGACGUCAGCUCUGUUUUGUUGAACAGACAUUAAUAUCUUUGGUCAGUCCGGUUUGAACAUCAGAAAGCUAACGCCGGGGGCUAGCGUCUAAAAAUGCUAACGCUAGCUAGCUUUAGCAAGCGGGUACAUUAAAUUUAUUCGUGAGGAAAGCAGCUGUGGAUGAAGACAGAGGAAAUCGCUGAAAUGGGUCAAAACACUGCAAUGUAUCGACCAGCUUAACCGGCUUUUACCACAGUUCUGUGUUGCAAUGAGGAGCACCAGAGUGCAGCUCUGAGAGUCAGAGGCAUGAACUCCGUUUCCCCCAGCGCGGUACAGUACGUAGGGGGAGUCAUGCAGGAUGAGCUGGUGGACAGCCGGAGGCAGCAGCCCCUGGAGCGGCAGGGCAGCUUUGGUCUCAGGCUGCCUCAGACUCCAGAUCCCAGCAGAGAGGCAACUGGAGAGCCUGACGAGAUGGACAAACUGAAAGCCAAACUGAUGUCAGCAUGGAACAAUGUCAAAUAUGGUUGGACUGUAAAGUCUAAAACCUCCUUCAACAAGAUCUCACCGGUCACCGUCCUGGGACACUCCUAUCUGCUCAACAGUGAAGAUGAGGUGGAGCGGUUUCGUCUGGCUUUUGUGUCCAGGAUUUGGCUGACCUACAGGAGGGAGUUCCCUCAGCUGGAGGGCUCCACCUGGACCACAGACUGUGGCUGGGGCUGUAUGCUACGCAGUGGACAGAUGCUGCUGGCACAGGGGCUUCUGGUCCAUUUGAUGCCCAGAGAUUGGGCUUGGCCAGAUGCUCAGCAGCUAACCGAUGUGGACUUUGAGGUGUUCAGACCGCGUUCUCCAGUGCGAGCUGGAGGGGUCCCCAUUCCCUCCUUUGGCUCUCCACGAGGAUCCAACACCCCUGAAAAGUCCCUGACGAGUGAUCAGGCACCCAGAUGCAGCCAGAGGAAGAGGCCUGAGUCUGUUAGGGACAGGCAGGCAGAGCCCAUCCACCACAAGCUGGUCACCUGGUUUGGGGAUCAGCCCCCAGCACCUUUUGGGCUUCACCAGCUGGUGGAAAUUGGCAAAAGUUCAGGGAAGAAGGCUGGUGACUGGUAUGGCCCCUCUAUAGUGGCACACAUACUACGGAAAGCAGUAGCCAAAACCCCUGUGCUCCACAACCUGGCUGUGUAUGUGGCUCAGGAUUGUACAGUAUACAAAGAAGAUGUCAUGCAUUUGUGUGACAUGUCACUAAGCCAGGCUCCCCCUGAUCCGUCCAGCCAAGCCUGGAAGUCUGUCAUCAUACUGGUGCCUGUACGGCUGGGAGGGGAGGCCCUCAACCCGUCCUACAUCGAAUGUGUCAAGAACAUCCUCAAGCUGGAUUGUUGUAUUGGAAUCAUCGGAGGCAAACCGAAGCAUUCACUUUACUUCGUUGGCUUCCAAGACGAGCAGCUGCUGUAUCUAGACCCUCACUACUGCCAGCCUGUGGUGGAUGUCGCACAAGUCGACUUUUCACUGGAGUCAUUCCACUGUAGUUCUCCCAAGAAGAUGCCCUUCAACCGCAUGGAUCCCAGCUGCACCAUUGGCUUUUAUGCCAAGAACAAGAAGGACUUUGAGUCUCUAUGUUCUGCUGUCAGUAUGGCCCUGUCGUCAUCGAAGGAGAAAUACCCCAUCUUUACCUUCGUAGAGGGCCAGGGUCAGGAUUAUGGACUUGAGGGUCACAGCAGCAAUCACAGUGGACCUGCAGCCCACAUUCUGCCCCCGGGCAAACUGGGCAGGAGUAACAACAGAAGAAACAGUGAUGAGUUUGUCUUCCUGUAAGGCACAGCGGAAGAUGCUCUCUCAACUCUCACCUUUAGGGGGCAGAAUAGGACACCUCAUUUCCUUUCAAAGGGAAGGACUUGGUUCUGUUGACGCUACAGCUGCAAGGUGGACAUGACGCUUUUGCGCUUUAUCGUCUUCACAGGUCAACAGAAAUAAAAACUGCGUGGCUUCUGUCAUCACCUUUUGUGUGGAUGGGUAUUAUAAGCUAACAGACAUUAAUGGGUACCGGCUGGAGCAUUAUUUAACUGUGCAAAGGCAUGACUUCAAAAUGGAUCAGGGUUAGUAAGGUUUCAAGUACUUGAAGCAUUCUUGACUCACUUUAUCAGACACCUAAUAAAGCCUCAGAGUCGAGCAUGUAUGAGUAUAAUCAAGCUCUUUAAAGGACUCCAGAUACACUCAACUACUGUGUUUUUGUCCUGGUCUGAACUGGACAUGCUGACAGAUGUGUGGUCUACAUGAUAUUUGAUUAGCUCACUGGUCAGGUGCCGAGGUGCCUGAUACUGUUCUUGACUUGUGUGAUAUACCAUCUGCUGAAUAUCUUUUUAUGUUUCAUUCUUAAGAUUUAUUUAUCAAGUUUAUGAACGUGUGUUUGCUUCUGAGCGAGUGUGGGGUUAGUAUAGUUUAUUUGUCUCACAUAAGUGUAUUGAUGUAUUUAGGAGUCUGUCACAUUGAGUUUCACAGAGGUUUCAAAUUCUUCCAAGAGCAUCUUGAACAGAUGUAAAUUCAUUCUAGUGUUGCAGUCUGGCCUGAAUAUCACACAGAUGACAAGGUCCUUGAUCUCCCACAUAGCACAUAAAGCACUCCCAGAAAUCUGCUCUCACGGUGCUCCUGAAGAGUUACUCAGGCUCCCAGGUUGGGAGUGAAGAGAAAUGAUCCCCUCAGUUGGAUGGAUGUGUAUCUUUACCUGGUAAACUGUUGCUUGUCCCAUGGAGCAGGAUUAUAAAGCUAUCUAGAUACAUUUGCACAGUAAAACCCAGAACAGCUCUUUUCACUUAACGUCAGGUUCUGGGUUUUACUUAGCAAAGUUUUACAGUCAGAAAGACCAGUGUAAGCUGAAUGGAGUUUUUGCCGUCAAGCGUUUGUUGCAGUGUCAUUUGUGUUUGAUUUGUCCCUUUUCUAUAUGAAGGCUACUGCAAGUUGCACUACUACUGUUAUUUGGUUUGUUGUCCUGAUUAAACCUCAAACACUGGAAUCACA